AUGCUUGUCGAGUUACAGGAACAACAUUCUGAGGUCAACGUGAUCUACGUGGAUAUUUACGAGAUCAUGGUCUCCAUUCUCACGCACCCUUCUUCUCUAGGGUUUACGAAGACGAACGUAGCUUGCUGUGGAGCUGGUGGAAAGUACAACUACCGUCCUCAGGUGUUCUGUGGAGAUUACGAACGAGGGUCCAGGCCGCGCAAGGAGCCAGGGAAAUAUGUGUUUUGGGACGAAUGGCAUAUCUCACAAGUUGCUUCAAAGCAGAUUGCUAAGAGAAUGAUACCCAAGAUUUUGAAAGCCCUAACUUGUGCGCCAAGCUAG
Molecule: messenger RNA, 321 nt
Organism: Linum trigynum
Lineage: Eukaryota; Viridiplantae; Streptophyta; Magnoliopsida; Malpighiales; Linaceae
Source: the annotation of a GenBank genome assembly